AUGUUCGCCAAGCUCGCCUCUGUUGCCGUCCUCGCCUCUGCCCUCUUCGCAGGAGCUGCUGCCAAGCCUCUGCCAACCAACCGCCUUGACGCCCGUGGCUUCCACUCCUUCAACAACUGGGGAGGAAUUUCUUCCUUCAACGGUUUCGAUAACUUCUACGGCGCUGACAACUUCGUCGGCCACUUCUCCAGCGAGACCGUUGUCGAGCACGAGUCUGAGGUCGUUUGCCACAGCGAGUCUAUUGAGAUCAUCCAACAGCGUCUCCUCGUAAUCCAGGAGAUGGCCAAGAGGAUCAUCACUGAGCAAAUCUGCGAGGUUGAGACCCAAACUGUUGUCUUCGAACAGUUCCACGCCUCCCUCGGCUCGUUCAGCAGCGACCUCCGCCGCACCUCUGGCCACCAGGUCGGCUACGACAGCGGCAUCUCCAGCCACUUCGGUGACAUCGUCUCCUCCGACGACUCGCUGUCCACCGACGACUUCGGCUUCUCCGGCAAGGAUCUUGGAAGCCAAUACGUUGUCCCAUCUGGCUCCAACUGGAACCCUUCGACCUCCCCUGCCUCCGUCGGCGCCGCCUACAGCGCUGCCCAGGCCGCCAUUUAA
This is a messenger RNA of Psilocybe cubensis, 600 nucleotides long. RefSeq lists its product as uncharacterized. The transcript is spliced from 3 exons. Bases 1 to 600 code for a protein of 199 amino acids. The record is from RefSeq and is a predicted model, not a curated record. NCBI's taxonomy places the organism in Eukaryota, Fungi, Basidiomycota, Agaricomycetes, Agaricales, Agrocybaceae.